CUCUCGUCCGCAGCCAGAAGCCGGUGGCAGAUGGGCUCAUACCUGACCAUCGUUUUCUUAGCACGCGAAGAAGCCGCGUGCUGCUCCUUGUUGCUGGUCGUUGACUGGUCGCAAGAUCAGGUACAAGCCGCCGGUGACCGACCGACAAUCCCUCUGCCCAGUCCUGACAUGUUGGACGGUCAAUGGCAGCCACCUGCCCGUUCACACGCACGCGCCUUGCCAUUGCCUACCGUGUCGGUACAGCCAACCACACAUGCAUCAUGCAUGCAAAUGCUCCAUUCCAUUCCGAUCCCCCGCUCGACCGGCUGCUCGUCGUCUUCAGUUCACUCCCAUGACCCCCAUGGACGCCUCCUCCUUCCCCAUCCUCUCCGUCUCCAUCGUCGGCAUCCUCUCCAUCGCCCUCCUCCUCCUGGCCUACUACCUUUUCCUCACCCGAUGCGGCCUCCUCUUCUCCUGGAGACACAACAGCGGCGGCCUGCAGCACCACCGCAUCGCCGUGGUGGUCCAAGAACCACCCCCCGGCCGGUUUGCUUGCAGCGGCCGCGGCCUGGAGGAAGCGGCCAUUCGCCGGAUCCCCACCUUCCGGUGGUACCCAGCAGCGCUACUGCUGCCGGAGGAGGAGGAGGCCGCCGCCAAUUGCAAGGCGGCGGCGGCGGCCGCGGCCAGCAGCAGCGAGUGCGCCGUGUGCCUGGCCGACUUCCGCCACGGCGAGCGGCUCCGCCUGCUGCCGCGCUGCCGGCACGCCUUCCACAUCGACUGCAUCGACGCGUGGCUACAGGGAGCGACAAGCUGCCCCCUCUGCAGGGCACCCGCCGCCGCCGCCCUUGAUCAUCAGCUUCAGCUCCAGCCUGCCACCACCUCCCACAACGAAAACUACCAUCUCCUGGUCCACGUCGUCCCGCGCGCCGCCACCGAAGACGACAGAGAUCCUGCAGCCGCCGCCGCCGCCGGGGCACAGCAACGACCGGCACGCAGCAGCAGGCUGUUGCCGGCGACGCGACGCUCCCUGUCCAUGGACUCCUCCACCGACAACAAUAAGUGCUUCUACCUCGCUCUCCAGAGGAUCCUACAGCAGCAGCAGCAGCAGCAUUAUUCGGGCUCGCCGGCGGCCGCAGCUGGAGAAGAAGAAGAGGACGGCAAAGCAGGUGACGCUGAUGAUGGCCGAUCGUCGAGGAGGCUGCGGCGCUCCUUCUCCUUCAGCCAGAUCAGCAGGGGAUCCCGGAGUGGGAGUGCCAUCCUCCCACUCUGACCGACCAACCAACUGACCGACGACUCAAUUGACAUUCAUUCCACGAUUCUUCAGCUUUCUUUUUCUUUCCUUCUUUUUUCACGUGUACGGUGUACCUACAAGAUACUAGUUAAAAAAAAACAGGAAACAUU
Messenger RNA from Panicum virgatum (switchgrass), 1380 nucleotides. Its product is annotated as RING-H2 finger protein ATL1-like. Bases 254 to 1249 code for a protein of 331 amino acids. Lineage: Eukaryota; Viridiplantae; Streptophyta; Magnoliopsida; Poales; Poaceae. The transcript has a single exon. The record is from RefSeq and is a predicted model, not a curated record. Gene Ontology annotation, biological process: protein ubiquitination. Gene Ontology annotation, molecular function: transferase activity.